Molecule: messenger RNA, 5652 nt
Organism: Heterocephalus glaber (naked mole-rat)
Lineage: Eukaryota; Metazoa; Chordata; Mammalia; Rodentia; Bathyergidae
Gene: Tp53inp1
Product: tumor protein p53 inducible nuclear protein 1
Biological process (GO): positive regulation of DNA-templated transcription; autophagosome assembly
Cellular component (GO): nucleus; autophagosome
Source: RefSeq, a predicted model, not a curated record
GGAUACACAGCGGGGGAGAAGCAGCGCUCCUAUCUUCCAGCGGGUUUCUCCUUUCCUGCUGGCACAGUGGUCUUUUGAGAGUCCUGACCUCUCUGCCUUCAGGCCUGGGCUCAUGGCUUCGGCCUCUAGGCAGAUCCUAGGGACAAGUUCAGUCAGCUCUCCGGGUGUGAAAAGCACCAGGAAGCUUUUGAUUUUAAAUCGCAGCCAAUAUAAUUCUGAACUGGCAGCAUAAUUUUCGAUGGCCUCUGCCUGGAACCGGGACCUACUAAUUUCUGUGACUAAGGGCUAAUGACUCUUCUUGCUUUUCACCUAAGUUGAAUUAAGCACCCCGUGCACUUUAAUUUCCUGUCUGUGCCAUCCGGCCAGCUGAAGGCAGGGCUUUGAAAUCUCAGAUACAAGGACAUCCAGCCAAAGUCUCAUUCUUGCCUUAACAAUGUUCCAGAGGCUGAAUAAAAUGUUUGUGGGUGAAGUCAAUAUUGCUUCUGACCAAGAACCAGAAUUUAGUGAAAAAGAAGAUGAUGAAUGGAUUGUGGUUGACUUCAUAGACACUUGCACUGGUUUCUCAGCAGAGGAAGAAGAAGAAGAUGACAGUGACAUCAGUCAAGAGUCACCUACAGAGCAUCCUUCAGUCUUUUCCUGUUUACCUGCAACUUUGGAGUGCUUGGCUGAUACUAAUGAUUCCUGCUUCCUCCAGUUUGAGUCUUGUCCAAUGGAGGAGAGCUGGUUUAUCACUCCUCCCCCAUGUUUCACUGCAGGUGGAUUAACCACUAUCAAGGUGGAAACGAGUCCUAUGGAAAACCUUCUCAUUGAACAUCCCAGCAUGUCUGUCUAUGCUGUGCGCAACUCCUGCCCUGGCCUCAGUGAGGCCAGCUGUGGCACCGAUGAAUUCCACAACCCAAGUAGUCCCAGAAUAGAAACCCCAAGUGAAAUGGGGCAACACAUUCACUGCUAUGUUGCAGCUCUUGCUGCUCAUACUUUUCUGGAACAGCCCAAGAACCUUCGUCCUUCCCAGUGGAUAAAAGAACACAGUGAAAGACAGCCUCUGAGCAGAAAUAGCCUUCGUCGCCAAAAUCUUACCAGGGAUUGCCACUCUCGGCAAGUCAAGCACAACAGCUGGGUGGUCCACCAGCCCUGCCCACGGCAGUACAAUUACUAAGAACUUCCAAGUUUUGCUGGUUGGUUUUUCUUGGUUUGUGCAUAUGUGUGUGGAUAUGUGUGUGUGUGUGUACAGUGAAAUUGCUGUCUCUUUACAGCCAGUUGAUGACCAAUCAUAUAGUUUAUCAGUGUGUUUAGACACUAUCUUAAAAACCAGAUUUCUAUGCUGUGUACCACCUAAUGCCUUGCUCCUAACAUUUACUUUUUUGUAAGUUUUUUCAGAAUAUUUUUGGAAACAUAUCAUACGGUUACAGUGUUUGGUGUUUGGGGAUGUCUUUAUUAAAGUAUAGAUGAGUUAGCAUUUUAAAGACAUUUCUUCCCCCGAGUAUGGGAACAGGCAUCUUUCAAUUUCAUUUCAUUUUGUAUUACUUAAUCGAUCUUUUGAGUAAGCAAAAUUUAUUCUCAGGGUCAUCCAUACACUUUAUUGACCAGUACUUGAUAAUCUUUUCUGUAUAUAGUGAAUACAUUUUUACACACUAACAGCAUUAACGGGUGAUAGUUGCCAUGGGUAAAAUGGAAUUAUGGCUGGAGUUUCUUCUGAAAGAAAACUUGAUAUAUUUCUCUGUGUGAUUUUUUUUUUCCCAGAUAAGUCAUUCAGUUCAUUGUGGAAUUCAGGUACAUUAAGGUUUAGUGAACAGUGCACUCAGUAAUUCCUAUGUGACUAUGUGAUGUGGUACAAAUAUUGUAGGUGUCACAGACAAAAGCACUUGUCUUAUGUGCACAGGGAAGAGAUUAGACCUGUGAAAUUAUAUUUGGAAAAAUUAAUGUCUACAAGUGACCUGUUCGUCCAGUAUUUAUUCUUUCCUGCCAGCUCUGUCCACUCCCUCACCAUCAGCUAUAAAUUGAAAAAUGCUUGACCAAGCAUUUGCGUGGCUGCAUAUAUAUAUCUGCCCACAGGAGGAGAGACAGUGAAAAAUCCUGACAUAAGCCUGUCCUACAAAGCAAGGGCGAAGGGGGAUUUCUCGAGAUGUCUUUUCAUAGCGCCUAAGUGAAGAGUGACAGGUUGGCUUCCUUGAGUCCUCGUGUUUUGUUCUAACUUCAGGCAGAAUCAAUCUUUAACCACUUGGGCCUCUGUUUCCUCCACAGCAGGGGAGUCCUAACAUUUACCUCCCUCACAGAGUUGUUGUGGGGACUGUGUCCUGAUGGGGAGUGGACUGUCCAGACCGAACCCUGUGUGAACUUCCAAGGGCCUUUCUACUGAACCUAGAGAUGGGAACCGUGGCAGUGUUUCUGCCACAACUGUUCUUCACAGUGUUGGUGCUAAUGAGGCCAGGGUGCAGGGUCUGACUCACACGUAGGCCAGUUAACUCGACAGAAAAAUUGAUUUCCUUACCUCUAGCCAGUCGCUAGGUUUUCCUGCGGUUGUGAUGGGUUUUGCUGAGCCAUCCAGACUCUCACCAGCUUCCUCUGAGUUAUUUAAACACAUUUACAGUUCAAAGCACAUUGUAGUGAUGGAACAGUAGCAUUGCCUUUAAAAAUCCAGCAGCUUACUUUUCCAUCUCCUCUGCAACCCUAAAUGAGCACACAUCUAUGAAGUGUUUUCAAGGAAAAAAGCAGCCGCUAGUGCCGUGAAGUAUUAUAUUUUUAAGUAACUCUGAAACAGCUUGAUGCAGGGAGUCCUGGCACUCAGGAAGAGUUGUGCUCUUUUCUGCCUGGGACAUUUAGGGUUGGAAGGGGUCAGGCAUAGUUAGAUGGUGGUUUAGGUUGUUCUUCCGCUGACUGUGAUGACAUGCCAGGCUGUGUCUUUACAAAUCUGGAUCCCUCCUUCUUUCCUUAUCCCCUUUUGUACCGACUUCCUUUUUAUUUAUUUAUUUUCUAAUUAGGGGCCAAGUCUGUAAAGUUUUGUCAAACUGAGUUAGAAGUUAUUCGUUGCUAUUUGUGUUUACCAGAGUUGGGAGAUGAGGUAGAGUUUUCAUGAAGGUGUGUAUGUUUUACACCAUGUCUGUUCAGGGCCACACGGUGGUAACUUGAAACAGAUCGGUUAAUGUCUUCGGAACCUAAGCCUCUGUGUACAUGGGGUGUCUCUGUCUUACAUUGCAUGCAAGUUGUUUGUACCUCACAAGCUACAGAAGUUCAGCCAUGGGAAUUUGUUUGGCACAUGAAGAGAUUCUUAUAUAAAACUGCAAUGGUCUUUUAACUGCUCCCCCACUCCCCGAUUUCUUGAUCCCUUAAGUACAUUUAUAUUCCUCUCAGUUAUUAACUUUUUGUUUGCCUUCUCUGGGCCUACUUUUUAUGCUUUAUACCUGGAAAACAAAAAUUUCAGUCACCAGGAUUUUUUUCAAGGUUAGGAUUACACCACCUUUGAUAACAUGCUGUGGUUUCUGUGUCCGUAUCUAAGGUCUCGGCUUAAAAUUGGCAAAUGUAAGAAAGUGGUUACAUAAUUCAGUUGAAGUUCUUGGUCUUUAGAUGUUUAGGUAUCUACUGUGUGUAAGACACAAGACCAGUAAUCACGCAGGGUGAUGUUGACCUGUUAAGGAUUCUUUGAAACAUGGCCAAAAUGCAUUUUGUGAGUUGAUUACUAUUUUUGCUGUUGUAACUAUUAGUGGUUUACAGUGUGUUUUAGUGCAUAUUACUUAAAAGCUCCAUAGUGAGAAAUAAGACCCCUCUGAAUUGAGCAGUGCUGGCCAUUUCUAACCUGAAAACCUAGAAUGUUAACUUCCCAACAUCUGGAAUACGUGGUGUGCGCAAACAGUGCCUCAUGAAUGAGUUUGAGCUUUUACAAAGAAAGCACCAUGUUCCUCAAAGUUUGUAUUUUUGUUGAUAAAACAUUAAAUAAUGUAUAUCCUGUUUAUUACUUUUUCUUCCUCAGCUAAUUAUGCUCUGCCCUGUAAGCUGAAAGUUCGCCAUCCAUUAUUUAUCUUCUGAGGCAGUGGGUUUAUAUGGUUUGGUGGGUGGGGAGUUUUUUGUCAAAGAUACAAAGUGACUGGAUUUUUACUUCCCAUUGCAGGAAGCUUUAACAUUAAUUUCUUGUAUAUUUUUUCCAAUUUCCAUGUAAACUGUUCCUGUUUACAUACCUUCCCAGUCUUAUGAGUUCUUGGACUCUACCAACAAGAUAGUUUACCUAAAACUCAAGAGGGCUUUUCAGCAUUGCUUUUAUUGCCCUUUGCUUCUCAAACCUGUAUGUUACACUGGUUUGGUAAUCUUUUGUCUUUGUUGAAAUACUAAUUUCUGUGCUAUUUCUCCUCAAGGAAAUACACUGUCUUUAUAUAUUCUUAAGAAAAAAAGAAUAAAAAAGGGUAUCUUCCUUUCAUUUCUGAGUUGGAAACAAAAAUAUGAAGGACUCCAACUAGAAGAUAGACAUUCACAUUUAAAUAGGUUAGUGGGAAAUUUUUCCAAGUAUUUUUGUUUUAGAAUCAGUUAAAAGACUGCUCCUUGCACAGGGAGAUACUAGUAUAUGUUGGUAAUGUUACCUUGCAGUUAUCUUUUUAUUUUAUGAGGCCCACAAAUAGUGGUUAAAUUUUUAAAGAGUUGGGCUCCUAUCAUGGAUGGUUUCACUACCAUCAGCCAUGCUGAUGUAUUAUAAAUGGCAUCCUUAUCUACUUAUUUUAAUGCUUAAAAUUUUAUAUAAAACGCUUUAUUUAGAAAACCUACAUAAUAGCAAUGGUGUCAUCCUUGCCAUGUACCAAUUUCACUUAAAAUUUGACACCAAUUAAAGUGGUUUAGAUGAAGAAAGAGGUGUACUGGAAAGCAAACAGAUAAGGAUAUCGUUUCUCAUUUGCAAUGGUAUCCUUUAUGUGGGAGGAGAAGUUACAGUUCAGGAGGCAGCUUAAAUAGAUGUUUUGUUUAUUUUUGUGAAUAUUUUUUUGGUCAGUUUUCAUUGUGACAUUUAAAUCUUUUUAAUAAUUGCUAAGUGCCCAGUUUUGUUCUGCAUUUGCCUCAAGAUUUAGUAUUGUUCUCUAGAUGGACUUGUAUACAAACCAAACCAGUACUUGGGGAGGUUUGAGGUAUGUGUUUUCAGGCUUGGAGUGUAUGAGUGAUUUUGUUUGGUUUUGGGUUGUGUUCUCCCCCAGAAGUUGUGAACUUUAAUUACUGUGUUAUUUUUUUAAGUGGCUUUAUGUUUUUCCUCAAGUAAAAUUGUGAACACAUUUGCUUUUCCAGGGCAAGGCAUGAGUUACAGAGACUGAAGAGUAUUGUAGAUUGUACUAUGUGCCUUCUUGAUGUGUUUCUGGACACACACUUUUACAUCAACUUGAAAAACUCAAAAGGGACAUUUGGUUAGAUUAUAUACUGUACAUCAAUCUAUGCAUAAAUGGCAGCUUGUUUUCUUGAGCCACUGUCUAAAUUUUUUUGUUUUUAUAGAAAUUUUUUAUACUGAUUGGUUCAUAGAUGGUCAGUUUUAUAGAGUGAACAAUACAGCACUUUGCCAAAAACAAGUGUAGCAUUGCUUAAACAUUGUGUAUUGACACCAGUUCUUUGUGAUUGGAUUCAGUGGUGCAUUCUGCACUGCCUGAAGUUAUGGUUUUUACUCGUCAGUAAAUAAAAUGUCUUUUAAUGUCA